Colletotrichum truncatum is the source of this 459-nucleotide messenger RNA. RefSeq names its product mitochondrial membrane fission protein. Gene Ontology annotation, biological process: mitochondrial fission; peroxisome fission; autophagy of mitochondrion. NCBI's taxonomy places the organism in Eukaryota, Fungi, Ascomycota, Sordariomycetes, Glomerellales, Glomerellaceae. The record is from RefSeq and is a predicted model, not a curated record. Gene Ontology annotation, cellular component: peroxisomal membrane; mitochondrial outer membrane. Gene Ontology annotation, molecular function: protein binding.
AUGGUCGAUCUUCCUUAUGCCCUUGAUGCGGAAACGCCCCUCAAGGCAUCCGAGCUACAGGUCCUUCGCGCCCAGUAUGAAAAGGAAGGCGAGAUGGUCGGCGUGCAGACCAAGUUCAACUACGCAUGGGGUCUUGUGAAAUCCGACUCCCGCAACGACCAACAACUAGGCGUACGCCUGCUCUCCGAAAUCUUCCGCGUCUCCCCCGAGCGACGCCGCGAGUGCCUCUACUACCUCGCCCUCGGCAACUACAAGCUGGGCAACUAUGGCGAGGCCCGCCGCUACAACGAUCUCCUCCUCGAGAAGGAGCCCGCAAACCUGCAGGCAUCGAACCUGCGCCAACUCGUCGACGACAAGGUCGCCAAGGAGGGUCUUAUGGGCGUCGCCAUCAUCAGCGGUGUGGCCGUCGCCGCUGGCGUCGUCGGUGCGUUCUUGGUGAGGAAUGUCAAGAGGAGAUGA